Poeciliopsis prolifica (blackstripe livebearer) is the source of this 3497-nucleotide messenger RNA. RefSeq names its product uromodulin-like. The transcript has 10 exons. Lineage: Eukaryota; Metazoa; Chordata; Actinopteri; Cyprinodontiformes; Poeciliidae. The record is from RefSeq and is a predicted model, not a curated record. Gene Ontology annotation, cellular component: apical plasma membrane; cell surface. Gene Ontology annotation, biological process: neutrophil migration. Bases 1571 to 2755 code for a protein of 394 amino acids.
CACUCACACGUCACCCAGGGGCUCAACCCGCGGCUCGCGGGCCACCUGCGGCCGCCGCCGUCCAGUCGGCUUUCAGGUGAAACCUGACAGUUUGACACUUUCUCCACGUUUUGUCUGUUUUUAAGUUCCUCGUGACGUGAAGUUUUCUGUGAAAAUGUUUUCAUCCAAACCCACGAAGACCCAACGUGUUGCAGUUACACGACCUGGCCAGCAUGAGGCGCUCUAACACUGAGACUCUCCAGGAACAGAGGAGGCGGCUGGGUUCUGGUUCGGUUUUGGUUCGGUUCUGGUUCAGUUCUGGUUCAGUUCUGGUUCAGAGGGAGAAAUGACAUCAUAAUAUUUCGCUUUUAAAUGAAAUAUUUAAAUUCCUGACUAGAUACUGAAUUUGAAUGUUCAGUAUUUAGUUUGAAGCCAGAGGAUGUUGGAUAUUUAUGAACAAAACUAAUUUUCCUUUAUGAAAGGUAAAGAAAAUUAUUGCUGUUCAUUUUAGAAACGGUGCACAGAAAUUCACCAACUUUCAACCGAACCUCUGGUUCUGCUUAACUGGACCGGUUUAGACUGCAGCUCCACCCAGUACCAGCAGAUGGUUCUGGUUCUGACCCAGAUAGCAGAUGGUUCUGGUUCUGACCUGCAGCUAUUUCUGACCCACUUUAGUCUCUUCCCUGCAGCUUUCCUGUCUGACCUGAAAACGGCGUUUCCAUUCAUCUGAGCUUUGACUACACCACUCUUGCAGAAACGUUGAAGCUCAUCUGGAUUAGUUGAACAUAUCUUUAAAAAAAUCGAAAUAAACUCAACUUAUUAUUUAUUUUUAAUAUGUUACUGAGUCUGCGACAGUCUGGCAACCUCCAGGUGACCUCCAGGUGACCUCCAGGUGACCUCCAGGUGACCUCCAGGUGACCCGCCCCUCGCUCAGAACGAGAGGCAGCAGCUCCUGACCCUACUGGGGUCAAGGGUGAACAGAUAAUGGAUAGAUGGAUUUUACUGAUUUUAGCCUCUUUAUCUGCUUACACACACACUGCAGCUUAAAGAACCAUGUUUCUGUGAGACUGCAGAGAAGAAUAAAAGCUAAACUCACCUGGCUCCGUCCAUCAGCUGAGCCCAGUGGGCCGGCGCUGGACGGUGAAUGUUGCUGGUUCUGAUCCAUUUGGUUACAUUUUUGAUCAUUCUUUGUUUUUAUGACCAAAUCUCAUCUUUUCUCAAGGUAUUUACAUUGAGGGGUUCUGGUCCGGUUCUGGUCCGGUUCUGGUGGAGCUCAGAGAAAAAAUGAAUGAAGUCCAAACUUGUGUUGUUGUUUUUAUGUAGAAAAUAAUCAUAAAAUAUUGAUUUGUUGGGGGUUAUAAUAAUGUGUUUUAUUCAUUUUAUUGAACUCAAACUGUUUUUAUUUUUACUUCUUUCUUAGUGCGCAUGAAUAAAUCAUAUCUAAUUAACGGGGUGUCUACGGCGCAUGCGCGGCCCGCAGGUGAAACCAGGUGUGUCUGAUUGCAGCUGCUGAAAACGAGCGGAGGAGAAGCGGCGCCCGGAUCCUCUGUCAGCGCAGAGAAACAGAACCGAACCUACUGAUUCCCGGACCAUGGCGUCGCUCGGGUUGAAGCUGAUCCUCUUCGGCUUCAUGUGUCUCAGAGUUGAAGGAAGCUGCAGCGUGCAGAACUGCAGCGACCCUCGGACCUGCGUCCUGUCCGCGGACCGGAGGAGCUGCCGCUGCGCCGCGGGACUCUACGGCCCGAACUGCGAACACAGCGCGCAGGUCAAGGUCCUGUGUGGCAGAGACUUCAUGAGCAUCCGGGCCGCAGAGGAUUUCUUCUCCUACCUGAAGGUCCCGCUGGAGUCGCUGCACCUGCCGAACCCGGCCUGCCGGGCUCAGAGGGAGGUGAUCGCCGGGACGCCGUUCUUCAUGUUCCGGACGUCCAGGGAGAAGUACCUGGCCUGUGGAGGGAAUCCGCUGCAGAAGAACUCGACCCACCUCCUGUACUCCCUCACGGUCCGAUCGGAACCUCAGGUCAGCGGGAACAUCAUCAGAGACCCGGCCAUUAAGAUGGACUUCACCUGCGUCUACCCAAACCUUCGCAGGGUCAGCCUGCCGUUCCCGGUCCGGCCCAUCUCCAGCCAGAUGGUGAUGCAGGUGGAGGAGAUGGACGCCACCAUCCGGAUGUUGCUGUUCGCCGACAGCAGCUUCAGCCGGGCCUUCGGCGCCACGCCGACCAUAGAGCUGCGGGACCCGGUGCACGUGGAGGUCUCCGUGGCCGAGCCUGCAGACUUCUUCCUGCUCCGGGUCGAUGACUGCUGGGCCAGCCGGUCCCCGCGGCCCAACGCCACCGGACCGCUUCACAGCCUGGUCCAGAACGGCUGCGUGGCCGACCCCACCGUGACCUUCCUCCCGCUGGCUGAUGGGCGGGCCGGGCCCAACGGGCGGAGCUCCGGGAUCCGGUUCCGCUUCCAGAUGUUCCGCUUCUCAGCCGGACCCUCAGAGUUUUACCUGCACUGCAGCGUGCAGCUGUGCGAGCGAGACGACCAGCCGUCCUGCCUGCCGAGCUGUGGUGCCAUCAGCAAGCGGGAAGCCGUCAGGCCGCUUCCCAGCCGUGGUCUGCUGUCCUACGGUCCGAUCCUGGUCGAGGUUCCGGACCGGCCCGAGUCCAAUGUUCUGACGGCGGCGGUUCUUCCUGUGGCCGCAGUCUGGACGCUGGGCUUCUUCCUCACCCUCCUCAUCAUCGUCGCCAAGGCUGGCAGGAGGCGGGCCCCUGAACCCGAGGGCCCCUGAACCCGAGGGCCCCUGAACCCGAGGGCCCCUGAACCCGAGGGCCCCUGAACGGCAGGAAGCUCCAAUAAACCCUCUUUCAUCACUUCCUGUUUUUCUCCUGGUCGCAGUAGCUUUUUAUAAAAGUCAAAAUGCUUUCAAGUUCUAGAUGUGAUUCAUUUCAGCCAGAAACUGAUGCAGAAAACCCAAAUAAGAUUUAUUAUGUUUAUGAUGCAGAAACCCCCAAAAUAAACGUAUUAAAUCUGUUGUGACGGAGGAACCGAUCAACGCUGUUAAAGCCGUCAUGACAGUCAAAACACUUUAAUUUUACCAACAGAAAUCUGAUUAAUAACCUACAAAAUAUUAAAGUGGUAAAGAAUAAGGUUGGAAAUAAACUUGCAGGUUUUUAGUAAUGUUUGUGCAGCUGCAGUUCUACAACAAGAGCAGCAGGGGGCAGCCUCGGCUCUCUUCAGAAUGUAUGGCAAGCCGUUCUACCAGAGAAUAAUAAAGUUCUUUCCAUUCGGAACAGGCCCAGAUUCAACUGCUUGGAGGCCCCUUCAGGGUCCGGUUACCUGCAGUUUGAAACCCUCAGUGAUCAACCAGAACCCGUCUGGAACAGUCUAUGGACUCAGCCAAUCACAGAGCAGCAGCUGUGGAGGUGAUGAUGAUGAUGGUCAAACUGGUUCAGAACCGACAGAAUCCCGGGUCGUUGGUACCGCACUGCUUUACGGAACAUGAAAUAAACAGAACUGGAUCUUUGCUUUCA